CAGAUGCUGUAUGUGCACUGGAGGCGACCACAAGAAACACACGUGUGGGAGGAAGGUUGACGUUGGAGUUUUACUAUCUGUGCAUCUUGUAGAGGGACAGCUGUAGCAUCAUUGCUGCAACUGCACGGAAACCGAAUAAAGCCGUUUUGCUACCCGUGGGAUUCAUUCAACAUGUUUUAAUUGAGUCACUAAUUUUCAGGAAAUUCACAGGGCGCAUCUGACCGCUGAUGCGUAAAGACCCGUGCGUAAACCUAAAAAUAAUCGCCAAUGCUCUGUCACAGAAAGUCAGAGAGGAUUUAUUCCCACUUGAAACGUUAAUCAAGACCUUCACGACUUAAGACUGACUGACGUGAAGAAUAUUUGAUGGAGGUCGUUUGGUGACAGCGGCACUUUCUCCGGACUUUUAGUUUGGAUUGGCACCGCAGCGCCUUUAAAUCUUCUGGACUUUUUUCCUGCAAGGUGGAGAGUGGACCCUGUACCUGCAUGGGACCCUGACAGUUUCUGAAUCUCUUAAUUGUCACUGCUAUCGCUUUCUAUGUGUAACAAGAGGGGGAUAAAACGGAGCUGAAAUCCCUAUCAGGAGGAACUUUAUUUCCGAGAGCUUCCAGCGCCGCAUCAGUGGAGUAUUCAUGAAGCAAUAUUUGAACUAUUACAAGAUGAGGCUGAGAACAUCGAGGUUAGGUUAUCUGUUAAUUCAGUUCACGGCGCUUUGCUUUUACGCACAGAACACUGUGCAGUCUCCUCCUAAUUUCAAGCACCAUGUCACCGAGCAGAGCCGACUGUCGGACCGGAUGAGCCGCAGGUUGACACGAACCUACCAGCUGUACAGCCGCACCAGCGGGAAACACGUCCAGGUCCUGGCCAACAAGCGGGUCAACGCCAACGGGGAUGACGGAGCGGUGCACGCUAAACUGGAGGUGGAGACAGACUCUUUUGGAAGUCGUAUUCGUAUUAAAGGGGUGAAGACAGGAUACUACAUAUGUAUGAACAAGAGGGGGAAGCUGAUCGGCAAGCGGAAAGGACGAGGCAAAGACUGCAUCUUCACCGAGAUUGUUCUGGAAAACAACUACACGGCACUCCAGAACGCCAAGUACGAGGGCUGGUACAUGGCUUUUACACGCAAGGGCCGUCCCAGGAAGGCCUCCAAGACCAAGCAGCACCAGAGGGAGGCCCACUUCAUGAAGCGUCUCCCCAGGGGGCACUUGCUGAACGAGAGGAGACCGUUUGACGUCCUCCCUCUCGCUGUCCCCGCGCAGCCUUUGAACAAGCGGACUAAACAUUCCCAUCACCAGCGCUCAGGGGGCCGCUGAGGACUGAAACCACUGAGGGAGAACUGUGGAUGAACAGAGGAACCACUACAAGAGAAGACAAGUGCUCCCAGAGAAAUUAACUUUUACAGUCAAGUGCCCAUACACUUUUUGCCUCAUUUUGUGGACGUUUUAUGUAAUUCUUUGUACUGGAUUGUAUGUAAACAUUGACUAUCUAAUCUGUUAGUUAUUUCCAAUUCAGACAGACUUUAGGACAGACUUUUACUUAUUAAAUCAGGGGGAAAUUAAAGUACAGAAGAGCUCAAUGAAUCUGUUACGAGUGAAAACCUUUGGUUAGAAGUUAGCCAGCUCAGCAACAAAGAAUGUUUAAAAGAGAAAAGUACAAUGAAGCUAGACACGGCAGCUAUCUGUGGAUUUUCUUGUGGACUUUCUUGUGGACUAUCUUGACUGAGGCUAUUUUGGAGAAAUUUUAACCUGUUUUUUUUUUUCUACAUAUAUGAAUAUAUUUUUACUGUAAAAAUGUAAAUGAUGUCAAAUGAUGGAAAUAUUUAUUGUAGAGUGUAUAUUAAAACCACUAAGAAUCAGUUCACAAGCUGCUUGGCUUUUCUCUUGUGUGGUUGUUUUGGGACAGAAAGCUAGCAUACAUUGUUGGUUGCCCCCAAAAACUGUUGUUUUUUUUCCCCCCUUCUUCUUCGAG
Morone saxatilis (striped sea-bass) is the source of this 1965-nucleotide messenger RNA. RefSeq names its product fibroblast growth factor 8 b (gene fgf8b). The transcript is spliced from 5 exons. Gene Ontology annotation, cellular component: cytoplasm. The record is from RefSeq and is a predicted model, not a curated record. Gene Ontology annotation, molecular function: type 2 fibroblast growth factor receptor binding; type 1 fibroblast growth factor receptor binding; growth factor activity. Lineage: Eukaryota; Metazoa; Chordata; Actinopteri; Moronidae. The coding region runs from base 630 to 1310 and encodes 226 amino acids. Gene Ontology annotation, biological process: limb morphogenesis; positive regulation of protein phosphorylation; heart morphogenesis.